CCAAGCAAGGGCGGAAAUGUCCUAGACGGGAGGGGGACGCGAGGCCUGUCGGGGCGUUGGAGGAGUCUUGGCUUCGGCUCCCUGCAAAGCGGAGGACGGCUUUGGAUCUCUUGCUCGCUCUCAACGCGCGUCUUGUCCUGAGUUCGGGAGGUAUCGAAGCGUGGACGCGCCGAGGAUUAUAUUCACCCCACCUCUAUAGAUGGUGGUGAUGUUGCUGCCAGUAGCUUUCAUUACCAAAUUUGAUUGGCAAGGCAUUCGGGAUAUGAGUUAGGAAAAUAGAAGUGGAAGUCUUCUGCUGUUUAGGGACGGGCCAAUCAAAGCCUGCAAAAUGAAUGAAGGCACCACGUCAACAGACAACAAUAACACAGAUGAGGAGGGAAAAGACUUUGCUGACAGCUUUAACCAGCUUGAGCUACUGGAAACCCACCGGCAUCUCAUUCCUAGAGGAACACAGAGUCUCUGGUCUGGAGACUCUGAUGAGGAAGACCAGGAAGAAAAAACGGAGGAAUGGUACCAGGCUCAAGAGAAAAAGUUGGCAGACAGCCCAGAUAAGCUUCUGCUUUGGGCAGCUGAAAAAAAUAGGCUUAGCACAGUGCAGAGGCUCUUGUCUCAAAACCUUGUGUCUAUAAAUGUCCAGGAUGAAGAUCAGUACACUCCUCUUCACCGCGCCGCCUACAAUGGACACAUGGAAGUGGUGCGUGAGCUGAUUGCUCAUGGGGCAGAUGUCCACGCGUUGACUGUGGAUAGUUGGACACCUCUGCACAGCGCCUGCAAAUGGAACAACACCAAAAUUGCCUCCUUCUUGCUCCAGCAUGGGGCAAAUAUCAACGCUCAGACCAAUGGGUUGCUGACACCUCUUCACUUGGCAGCCGGAAACCGGGAGAGCAAAGAAACCCUGGAACUGUUACUCAUGAAUCGAUACUUAAAGCCAAAUCUCCGAAACAACUUGGAAGAGACGGCUUACGAUAUCGCUCGAAGGACUGAUAAAUACCACUACUUGUUUGAGAUCGUCGAACACUGCACAAACUCGGUCACAGAUUCUUAGGAAUUGUAUACCUAGCCCAGACAGCCAGUGCGCUUUAAAGGAAUCUAUUUUGCCAUUGCAUUCCCAGUUCUUUGCAUCAUAACUUAGCAGGCGCUAAAAUGAGGCUCUGUUGAGUAACACUGACAUUAUUUUUAUAAGAUAAGUUAUAUGUCUAUGGCGGGUGUCUGCAACCUGUGGCUCCAGAGCCGCAUGCGGCUCUUUGGGCCCUCUGCUGUGGCUCCCUGUUGGGUGAUCCCACCACUGGCUGGCUCUGCCUGGCCUGAGAAAGUAAGGGCAAUGGCGGGGGAUGGAAAAGCAACCCGGGCUGAUUCUCCGGCGCCUCACUCUUGCUAGCGCUUCUUCCAUUGUGCCUCGGUUGCUUGGGGAGAGGGAGGGAGGGAGAAAGAGAGAGAGAUGUCAAAAGGGUUUUGUGGUUAGCGAUGUUUUUU
Thamnophis elegans (Western terrestrial garter snake) is the source of this 1473-nucleotide messenger RNA. It is a transcript of the gene ANKRD49, whose product is annotated as ankyrin repeat domain 49. Bases 329 to 1045 code for a protein of 238 amino acids. The record is from RefSeq and is a predicted model, not a curated record. Gene Ontology annotation, molecular function: protein binding. The transcript is spliced from 3 exons. Lineage: Eukaryota; Metazoa; Chordata; Lepidosauria; Squamata; Natricidae.